ACAUACAGAUCCCUCCCUCCCUCCCUCCCUCCCUCCCUCUCUCUCUCUCUCUCUAAAUCACCUAUAAAUUCACUCAUAUGCUGUACCUAAACUACUAGCAUGGGCCAAAUUUACAUAUUCCGAAGCGAGAUGGGCUACAGAGAGUUGGAGAAGAGGCAGCUCUUCUUGAGAAGUUACCAGUUUUCAAGAAAGCAGAGCGUCUCUCACAGAAUCAAGACAUCCUUCUUCAGAGUGAAAAAGGCCAUUUCUCUUCGCUUCAAAUCCGCCACCAAGCUCAGGAAGACUCUCUGGUUCAAGCUCAGAAAUGGGCUCUUCUUCACCACUAGGAGAAGAAGGUCUUUUCUUCGCCUCCAUAGCUAUAACUACAACUAUUGCCUCUCGCGCCAAUCUUCUUGUUUCUCAGGAUUCAAGUAAUUAUUUACUUGUUCAAUUAUCACAUGCUACUUUUAUUUCAUUCAUAUCUGUUAAGGAUGUUUAGUUUCUCAGAUAUAUAUGUAUGGUUGUAAAGAUUAACAUGUUCCCAUGUUUUUUUUUCUUUUUUUGGGUAUUGGAUGGUAAAUACUUGAAUUUUUUUCGUUUUU
Salvia miltiorrhiza (redroot sage) is the source of this 581-nucleotide messenger RNA. RefSeq lists its product as uncharacterized. The record is from RefSeq and is a predicted model, not a curated record. NCBI's taxonomy places the organism in Eukaryota, Viridiplantae, Streptophyta, Magnoliopsida, Lamiales, Lamiaceae. The coding region runs from base 100 to 414 and encodes 104 amino acids. The transcript has a single exon.